This is a messenger RNA of Carlito syrichta (Philippine tarsier), 1558 nucleotides long. It is a transcript of the gene AKR1D1, whose product is annotated as aldo-keto reductase family 1 member D1. The transcript has 9 exons. Gene Ontology annotation, biological process: bile acid biosynthetic process. Bases 103 to 1083 code for a protein of 326 amino acids. Gene Ontology annotation, molecular function: steroid dehydrogenase activity; aldose reductase (NADPH) activity; ketosteroid monooxygenase activity. Gene Ontology annotation, cellular component: cytosol. Lineage: Eukaryota; Metazoa; Chordata; Mammalia; Primates; Tarsiidae. The record is from RefSeq and is a predicted model, not a curated record.
UUUUCUUUGAUUAAAUAAGCACUAGGGCACCUUUUUUAAAAAAACUCCCUGUGGUAUUCAGAAUCAACCCUGAAAGCUGAAACCUCAGACUGUCUCUCCAAGAUGUAUCUCAGUGCUGCCAACCACCGCAUACCACUAAGUGAUGGAAACAGCAUUCCCAUCAUUGGACUUGGUACCUACUCACAGCCUAAAUCGGCCCGGAAGGGGGACUGUGCAACAUCAGUGAAGGUUGCCAUUGACACAGGGUACCGACACAUUGACGGAGCCUAUGUCUAUCACAAUGAGCAUGAAAUUGGGGAAGCCAUCAGGGAGAAGAUAGCAGAAGGAAAGGUGCGGAGGGAGGACAUCUUCUACUGUGGAAAGCUGUGGGCUACAAGUCUUGUUCCAGAAUUGGUCCGCCCAACCUUGGAAAAAACCCUCAAGGUCCUCCAGCUAGAUUACGUGGAUCUUUACAUCAUUGAAAUACCCAUGGCUUUCAAGCCAGGAGAUGACUUAAACCCUAGAGAUGAGAAUGGCAAAUGGAUAUAUCACAAGUCAGAUCUGUGUGCCACGUGGGAGGCUCUAGAAGCUUGCAAAGAUGCUGGCUUGGUGAAAUCCCUGGGAGUAUCCAAUUUUAACCGUAGGCAACUGGAGCUCAUCCUGAACAAGCCAGAACUUAAGCACAAGCCAGUCAGCAACCAGGUUGAGUGCCACCCAUAUUUCACCCAGCCAAAACUCUUGAAAUUUUGCCAACAGCAUGACAUUGUCAUUGUUGCAUAUAGCCCUUUGGGGACCAGUAGGGAUCCAACCUGGGUGAAUGUUUCUUCUCCACCUUUGUUAAAGGAUGAACUUCUGAACUCAUUGGGGAAAAAGUACUGUAAGACGGCAGCGCAAGUUAUUUUGCGUUUCAACAUCCAGCGAGGGGUGGUUGUCAUUCCUAAAAGCUUUAAUCCUGAAAGGGUCAAAGAAAAUUUUCAAAUCUUUGACUUUUCUCUCACUGAAAAGGAAAUGAAGGAUAUCGAAGCCUUGAAUAAAAAUAUCCGCUUCGUGGAACUGCUCAUGUGGAGCGAUCAUCCUGAAUACCCAUUUCAUGAUGAAUACUGACUUGAGAGAGUUCCUGAACAUAUUUUUCCCUGUGCCAGGACCUAGGAGUGGAGUUCCCACAGAUGUGAAAAUGAAAGAGGUUUAACUGUCAAUAGAUGAAGUGGUGAUGGAAGCAUUCUUAACUUCUGUGUAGUGGAAGUGACUUUGACUCACACACAUUGAAAAAAAAUUUAAAUCUGUCAAAAUAAUUCUUAGGAAAUUAUCAGCUAGCAUUUUGUUAGAUCAGUUGCCUUCUAGGUUCCAGACAGAAAACCAUUAAACUUCACAAAAGACUUCAAAGGCAACAUAUGAUGACAAGUAAUCCAUGUAUCUGGAUAGCACCAUUGGUAGUCUAAGUUCUUCAGCAGUUAACAGUACAGCAAAGAGAAUGGAGAGCCAGUGUGUGCCAGGGUGCUGGCAGUGGCUUUGAGAACUUGGACCACUGAAUGUAAAACAGACACAGCAAAGAAAAGAUCCACACAUGCAUUUUUAACAA